This is a messenger RNA of Acipenser ruthenus (sterlet), 2903 nucleotides long. RefSeq names its product zinc finger protein 501-like. Bases 526 to 1779 code for a protein of 417 amino acids. The transcript has 2 exons. NCBI's taxonomy places the organism in Eukaryota, Metazoa, Chordata, Actinopteri, Acipenseriformes, Acipenseridae. Gene Ontology annotation, biological process: regulation of cytokine production; negative regulation of transcription by RNA polymerase II; regulation of immune system process. The record is from RefSeq and is a predicted model, not a curated record.
UCUGUAGUCGUGUGUGGUCUAACAGCCUCUGAGAGUCGUGAUUACGCAGGCAUAGUCUGCUGAUUAGAUUCCUUGUUGCUUUGACAUGCGGCUUUCAGUAUGCAUGUUUAGGGUAAAACUGUCAACACUCCCUAUACCCUGUUCUACCAUCACACAAAGUGUGUGUGUUUACAUGGGUCUAAUAGAUUUAUCUUUUGUUAAGCAUGCAAGUUCUCUUCGUGUUUGUUUUCACUGGCUUAUAUAGUGUGUUACUGGUAUUGCUCCCUGGUCUGAGCCCCAAGUGAGGUAUUUAGCUUUUCAAUCUGAACACGGCGUGUACAAAUGAGUCUUUUAUUUUACUCCGCUACUAAACAUCAUGAAGGCGCUGGUUUCACCCGAUGGGAAGGAAUCUUUAGAUCCGUGCACCAUUCGGAACCGGAAGUUAUAUUGUUUGGGCUGCUUGGAGAAAAAGACGCGAGAAAACAGAAGGAAUAGAAGACAGAGAAAGAGAAAGAGAAAGAGAGCGGUGAAAGCCAAAUAACAAAGAUGGAGUCUGGUUACAUUAAACAGGAGGUGGUUCUGGAAUUGGUACCUGUCUGCAUUAAACAGGAGAUGCUUGAACUGGAGCCCGUCCACAUGAAAGAAGAGGAGACUGAACUGGAGCCUGUCCACAUUAAAGAAGAGGAGACUGAACUGGAGCAUGUCCACAUUAAAGAAGAGGAGCCUGAACUGGAGCCUGUCCACAUUAAAGAGGAAGAGACUGAACUGGAGCCUGUCCACAUUAAAGAAGAAGAGACUGAACCAAAGUCUGUCCACAUUAAAGAAGAAGAGACUGAACCGGAGCCUGUCCACAUUAAAGAAGAAGAGACUGAACCGGAGCCUGUCCACAUUAAAGAAGAGACUGAACUGGAGCCUGUCCACCUUAAAGAUAAUUCUAUUGACUUGUUGUUUAAGGAUCCAGAAAACAUAUCCUGGCCAAAGAUAUCACAUCAAUGUACUGAAUGUGGGGCGAGCUUCAGUCGGUUAGGACGCCUAAAAAGACACCAGCGAAUUCACAGUGGAGAGAAGCCAUAUCACUGUACUGAAUGUGGAAAAAGUUUCAUUGACACAGGAAGCCUAAAAUCGCACCAGCAAAUUCACACUGGAGAGAAGUUGUAUCGCUGUAACGAAUGUGGGGAAAGCUUCGGUCACUUAGGAAGCUUAAAAAGACACCACCGAAUUCACACUGGAGAGAAGCCGUAUCACUGUACCGAAUGUGGGGAAAGCUUCAGUCACUUAGGAAGCCUAAAAAGACACCACCGAAUUCACACUGGAGAGAAGCUGUAUCGCUGUACUGAAUGUGGGAAUAGCUUCAGUCACUUAGGAAGUCUAAGAAGACACCAACGAAUUCACACUGGAGAGAAGCCGUAUCGCUGUACCGAAUGUGGGGAAAGCUUCAUUGAGACAGGAAGCCUAAAAACACACCAGCGAAUUCACACUGGAGAGAAGCCGUAUCACUGUUUUGAAUGUGGGGAGAGCUUCAGCCUGUUAGGACACCUAAAAACACACCAGCGGAUUCACACUGGAGAGAAGCCAUAUCACUGUACUGAAUGUGGGCAGAGAUUCAGUCAGUUAGGAAGCCUAAAGAGACACCACCGAAUUCACACUGGAGAGAAGCCAUAUCACUGUACUGAAUGUUGGAAGAGCUUCAGCCAAUCAAACUCCCUAAAAAGACACCAGAAAAUGCACAUUGGAGCCAACCUCCCUCCCUCGCAUUCUGUCGCGUCUCCACCCUGCUUGCUUGAGUGUGUGGAUAGCUGACUGAUUACUUCUCUUUCCUCUCUCUCAGCCUGAAUCCAGAGACACUGAGAAGGGGAGCAUGUCAAACUGAAGGAGACGGACCCAUUCUUUCAGAAUGAACUGGAGAGCCCUGGGAUUCAGCUCCACUCCUGCCCCUGAAUUGGAAAUGAAUCUCACUCAUCAUGCUGUGAAGAUUUAGGACAGAGUUACAGGGUCAUUCUACUUAGAAGGGACACACUGGGAAUAUAUGCCCAACUUUUUCUCUGUACACUUAUAUGUGUGAUACGAACCCAACACAUUAACACUAGAACCGCCAAAAUCUCUGACUACUUGCAUUGAACAUUUAAGUGAAUAGAAAUUCUGAAUUUCCUUAUUCUAAAAGUGAAUUGAAAAACAAACCAUUCCGAGGGUAUAGUAUUAACUUGUUUAACAAUGUCAGGGUUUUAGAUUUACCAAGUACAGCUUUCUGAUAAAUUGGUUUUAGAAUCAUUAAUUACUAAUCUUGCGGUUGCAAGUUUGAGUUGUUUAGGAUCAGCGUGCCCUCUAAGCUUUUUAGAUUCUGAGAAACUUGUUUUGACUGAGAGGGUAAAUUAUCAGUGAGAAACCUUCGGCCACGCAUUAACCCUUUUAAUAUAUUUUUGUUGCGUUAUACAAUUUUGAAACAAUAUUCCAACACAAGCAUCUCAGCAAUUUUACAAUUUACUUUAAAUUUAAACAAGACAUUUAUUGUGGCUCUGCCUCUGAUUUUGAAUCCUCCUCUGAUCCUAUGGUUGUUAUCAUAGUUAUAGACUGCAUGCUUCACUGGUGGCCUGCAUAAAACUGCUUUAUACUACUGUAUAAAACACGGGGGUCUGCACUGCCAUCAAUUGGAACCAUCUUUAGGGCUACUAAUUAUUCCAUUCUUGGGAAUACCAAAUUCUGUUUUUCAAAAAUGGCCAAUUCCUUUUGCUCCCACUUUUUAUCAACAUAUUAAUAAUUAAAUAUGGCAUCUGAACAUAAAUAUAAUGUUGGUAGUUAAAAUAAAGUAAAUGUAAUAAAUAAAGCUGACACCCUGGGAUCCUUCAAGAAGCUGUUUGAUGAGAUUCUGGGAUCAAUAAGCUACUAACAACCAAACAAGCAAGAUGGGCUGAAUGGCCUCCUCUCGU